GGGUUAAUUAUGCUUCCCUGAAUUUCCCCAUCGUUUCUACAAGUUCUAUGGACAUAUUUUGUAGUUUCCCACGCCUCUGAGGUACAGUAGGUCGUAGGGGGGUGUGGCUUGGGUGUGGCAGGGGUUGGUUCCCGCGCUGAAGACCCCUUAAGUGUUCAUGUAGCCCCCUCCUCUGCCUCUUUUGCUACUGUCCUGAGGCAGAGGUAUGUGGAGUCUUGCAUACAAUACAUCAUAUCUUUUAUAUACUUGUAUUGUGCAUUUUUCACAAAUAACUGUUUUCUGGUGUUGCACACCUUAUAUACGAGUUACGUUUGUUUAAUCACUGUUUUUAUGUUAGCUCGUUACACAAUGCAUAUUACCUCAGUUUUACAUGCUACAGUCUGCUAACGUGGCUGCAGGUGUAGCGGCGUUAACUAGCUAGCUUUCAGACCUUCAUACUGGUGAAUUGACUGAAUGUAUUUAAACGUGGGUUACCUGUUUGAUUGGCAGGAGCUGUGACGCGACUGGCUCGCUCCCUGCCUGAUUUGUGUUUGUUUUGUCAUAUAUUCCAGAGAGCAAUAAAUAUUAAAGCAAAGGUCGGUUGUGGCGUCCAUCACUAUUCCACUACAACACAACGCAGAGUGAUUGAGGGAGGGGAGAGACGACCUCUGUUACACUGGUGCCGUUUGACCCGUCGUCAGUUCAGCUGUAGCCGAACACCGGGGUUGCUGCAUGUUGAUGUGACGUCUCCACUGGACCGGAUCUGUUGCUGCCUCCGUCUACUGUCGCUGCGCCUCUUCUGCUCUUAUCGUCAGGAACGUCAGUGUCAUCUGACGUGUAUCUUUUGCACGGACUCUGAUAUCACACAUUGUCAAGGGUGUUUUAAUGUGUGUAUUGCAAAUGAGCAUUGUAUAUAUGUGUAUAUAGCAUUAUAUGAUUUGUGUUAUUUCUUUUCCCUGCAUUUUUACAUAUUUGAAUUAAUAUGGAUUUCACUAGUGAGAGUCAUGGGUACUUUAGUGUGGGGAGAGGGAGGGGCCUUCUGACAUUUAGUACUCCAGGUAGCUCUGGCUUAGCCAGUGGUGGCGUAGUUAAGGAUAGGGUAACAUUUUCCACGCCUGUGCAUCAGGAUUUGCCACCACUGGAGUUCACCGAGUCUGAUAUCCCAGUUAAACUGUCCAGUGAGCAGGUUAGAGAAAUCAGUGCCAACAUUAGUCAGUCUGUGAGUGCGAACCUUGUGAAUAGUGUGUGUCUAGGUUCACCAGCUCUCUCUGCGGGCCAUUCCCUGGGGGGUGGUACUCUUAUUGAUCUGUCAAAAUUGAAUCUCGUUCUCAAGUCUGAGAGGAAAGAGCCGCCUUUCUUUAGAGGUGAUGGUAGUGAUAAAUUCUCUCUGUGUGAGUGGGAGGGAUUAAUGAGAUUGUAUCUGAAUAAGGGUGGCUACACUGGGAGGGACUGUGUGGAUGAGCUGCUUAGCAGACUGAUGGGUCGCGCCAGGGAUGUAAUUCGGAUCUGGCUGCGUAAUAAUGUGCAGGUGUCUGAUUCAGGUAACGUGGAUGCUGUCUUUUGCAUUCUCAGACAGCAUUUCGACAGUGCGGUGCAUUCGGGUAUGCCUCUUGCGGAUUUUUACUCCACUACGCCGUAUGUCAAUGAGCAACCUCUUGACUACUGGAUCAGGUUGAAUAAGGCAGCUGAGGUAGCAGAACAGUCUUUGGGACAUGACAGUAGGGCGUUGCGGCUGCAGACUGUAGAAGUUGCCGCCAUGUUCAUUAGGCAUUGCCCUGAUAGAGAGCUCUCGAUGAUGUUUUUAAGUAAGCCACAGAGUGAGUGGACUACUUGUGAGGUCCAGGCACGUCUGGAUGAGUUUUUAAGGAAUCACAAGUUACAGAGGAGUAACGUAUUACAGAACACUGCUUCUAUGGGCACACCUGUAAUGGAGGCUGUGAGCUGCAGUGUGUCACCUGGUGAGUCUUCAGUGGGGGUGGGCAAGCCAGAUAGCGCAGCUGCAGAAGGUACCACAUUGGACAGAUUAUUGGACAUGCUGGAGAAGACACUAGUGUGUAAUUCCCAAGCUACUCGGCAUAGUCAGCCUAAGCGAGGUGAGAGGCGCAGUUUCAAGUGUGACGUGUGUCAGAGUUUGGACCACUCUACGCAGUCACACUGUAGGUUGCAUAAGUUGUGUUUUCUGUGUUUUAGUCCUGAGCACAUGCGCUCUCAGUGUCAAGGUAGGUCACAGGGUGUGAGACGUGCUGUGGAUUCUGCUGCGGUGGGGACUGCGCAGAAGCCGAAGCCGUUUCAGGGAAACUGAAGAGCCUCCAUUCGGAGGAGGGCAGUGGCAGGCAUCUGAGUUCACCCUCCAAUUUAAAUGAUGAUAUUGAGUCUGUUUAUUCGUAUUUUUGUGAGACAUUGCCAAAGUCAAGUAAGGUUGUCAUGCAAAACACCAUGAGAACUGCACAGAGUGAUGGUCUGUUUUACACCUCUGUAUUGGUGCAGGGCAAAGUUGAGUUAAAGGGGAUGUUGGAUACUGGGUCAAUGGCCACCACGCUUAGUGCAGACGCUGUGCCGCGUCUGAAGGAAGCAGGAGUGUUGCCAGGUGAGUUUCCAGUCCCUGUUGAUAUUGUUCUGGUUGGCUGUGGAGGUAAGCAGACUAGUCCUCUGGGCGUGUGUGACUUGGCCAUUGAGAUGUAUGGGUUCAGUUUUGAAGUCCCGGUGUUGAUUGUUGAGGGGCAGGUGGAUCCAUUGAUUGUUGGAACGAAUGUCUUAAAGCCAUUAAUCAGACAGUUCAAGUCCAGUGAUGCUUUCUGGCGGGUUGUGAGCCAACCUGACGUUAUAGGUCAGGAGAAUAGCAGUCAGUUCCUACGUCUUUUAUCCAGUCUGGAGAGAUGGAGAGGUGGGUCCAUCCCAGAUAAAGUGGGAACUCUGAGGCUGAAGAGCGCAGUCACGCUCCAGCCCAUGGCUGAGCAUCUUGUGUGGGGUAGGUUACCACCUAAGACACACAUCUCUGUUGGCAGCACGGUUGUUGUGGAGCCCAGCACUUCGCGCUGUAUUAAUAGACAAAUGCUAGUUGGACGAGUUGUCUCUCCUAUGUGGGGGGACGGGUGGCUUCCGGUCAAGAUCAUUAAUCCGACGUCGGUGGCAGUAACUCUGCGCCGGAAUGCAAAAGUAGCUGACGUAUAUCCCGCCAUUGCAUUAGAAGAUUUUGAUCAACAUUUUGUCUCACAGCAUGUGGCUAAGGUGAGCUCAGGCAGUUCUCAUGGCAGCUUGUCUGUAAAGAGUGAUUCCGGCAGCUGUGUGGGCAAUGGUGACUGCACACUGCAAAGUCUUGGACUGGGUGCUAUACCUAUUGACGGUUGUCAGGUCUCUUCUCAGUGGAAGGACAAGUUAGUUGAGUUGAUCACGGAAUUUGAAUCUAUCUUUUCUCGGCAUCACCUUGACUGUGGUGAAGCGAGUGAAUUUUGCCAUAGGAUUAGGUUGACUGAUGACCGUCCCUUCAGGUUGCCAUAUCGCAGGUUGUCCCCAGCACAUUAUCAGAAGUUGAAAGAGACUUUGGAUGAAAUGGAGGAGAAGGAGAUUAUUAGGAAGUCUAAUAGUGAGUACGCUUCUCCAUUAGUGCUAGUGUGGAAGAAGAAUGGAGACCUGCGGAUAUGCACUGACUUUAGGUGGCUGAAUGCGCGCACGGUCAAGGACGCCCACCCACUUCCCCAUCAAGCAGACGUUCUGGCUGCUCUGGGUGGUAAUGUAUUUUUCUCCACCAUGGAUCUGACAUCUGGCUAUUACAAUGUGCCAUUGCAUGAGGAGGAUAAGAAAUAUACAGCUUUCUCGUCUCCACUCGGGUUGCAUGAAUAUAAUAGGCUCCCUCAGGGCCUAUGUAAUAGUCCGGCUACCUUCAUGAGGAUGAUGCUCUCUAUCUUUGGUGAUCAGAAUUUCUUAAGUCUCCUCUGCUAUUUGGAUGAUGUCCUUGUAUUUGGGAGAUCUGAGGCAGAGAGUUUGCAACGCUUGCGCAUGGUGUUCGAGCGUUUGAAGGAGCACAACCUGAAGCUGUCUCCAGCUAAGUGCAACUUUCUUAGGAGGUCUGUGAAAUUUCUUGGUCAUAUCAUCUCGCAAGAGGGUGUUGCUAGCGAUCCGGAUAAAGUUGAGGCUAUUGUGAAUGUUUCGCAGUCAGACCUAAUGGAGGCUGAUGGCGUCACACCAUCAGCGAGUAAGAUCCGCUCCUUUCUUGGUAUGGUGGUCUACUACCAGCAUUUUAUUGAAAACUGCUCUGUGCUGGCAAGGCCAUUGUUUUCACUGACAGGUGGGUCGAAGCGCCCACGCAGAGGUAAAGGUGUAGCUAAGCCUGUGCAGAAGAGAAAGCUCUGUCCUCAGGACUGGUCCCCUGAGUGUACAGAGGCUUUUCAGAAUCUUAAAUCUGCACUGGUGAGUAGUGUGCCUUUGGCUCAUCCAGACUUCACAAAGCCUUUCCUUUUGUCUGUUGAUGCAUCUACUAGUGGUCUUGGAGCUGUUCUAUCUCAAGUGCAGCCCAAUGAGGACAAAGCUAGGCCCAUUGCUUUUGCCAGUAAGUCGUUGAAUCAUGCCCAGUCCAAGUAUCCUGCUCAUAGGCUUGAGUUCUUCGCUAUGAAGUGGGCUAUUUGUGAUAAAUUCAGUCACUGGUUGCGGGGUCACAGGUUCACUGUAUGGACUGACAAUAACCCCCUUAAGUAUGUCUUGACGAAGCCAAAGCUGGACGCGUGUGAGCAGCGUUGGGUGGCUAGGUUGGCCCCGUUUGAUUUUGACAUCCUGUAUAUUCCAGGUCCUAAGAAUGUGGUAGCGGAUGCCCUUAGCAGAGAGCCUUUUGUGAGGCCCAGGAUUAUGCAUCGCUUGACCAGAACUUCUUAUGCUGAACUGCUUAAAGAAGCUGAGAGCCUGCAGGUGGACUCAGUCCAAGACAUGUUUCGCCUGUCGUCUGAGCUUUCUGAGGCACGGGAACAGCGGGCAGCUUCCAUGGCUGAUGGCGUGUGUGUUGGGGCCACACAUGUCGUUCAGGACGAGGCAGCGAACCUGCUGACGAGAGGGCGGUCAGCGGUCUCCUUGUCUGACAGCGUGUGUGUUGGGGCCACACAUGUCGUUCAGGACGAGGCAGAGAACCUGCUGACGAGAGGGCGGUCAGGGGUCUUCUUGUCUGACAGCGUGUGUGUUGGGGCCACACAUGUUGUUCAGGAUGGGAUGGGAGGCUGGGUCUCACGUGCGGAGGUUUCGGCUGUGUUGCAGUCCUCUCGUCACUGGGAGGACGGUGCUAAACUUAGGGCUAUUGCACAUGUUCAGCACUUAAAAUCUAUGUCUAUGACUGGUCAGAAUCCUUUGCCUGUCCUUAGUCAUGAUGAGCUGUAUGACAAGCAGUGUCAGGACUCCACUAUCAGCAGAGUUAGGUUCUUUGUUGACAGGGGACGUCGCCCAUCCCGGCGGGAGAGGGUGCAUGAGUCUCGGGAGACGCUUAAAACGUUGAGGCAGUGGAGUAAACUCACUACGCGGUUGGGUGUGCUGUACAGGGUGUCUAAGAAUCCUGUGUCUAAAAAGAAUACCUUCCAGUAUGUGGUACCUGAGGCGCUGAGGAUCAUGGUUCUAAAAGGGGUUCAUGAUGAGGCAGGGCACCAGGGCCAGCAGCGUACUCUGUGGCUGGCCAGACAGAGAUUUUACUGGGACACGCUUGAAAGGGACGUCAGGGAUUAUGUUCACAGGUGCAAAAGGUGUGUAGUUAGCAAGGCUCCGGAACCUGAGGCUAGGGCCCCUCUUGUUUCCAUUGCUACCUCAGCUCCUUUAGAAUUAGUCUGCAUUGACUUUUGGUCUGCGGAAGAUUCGCACAACAAGUCCAUUGAUGUUUUAGUGGUCACUGACCACUUCACGAAACUGGCGUGUGCAUAUCCCUGCCCUAAUCAGUCUGCUAAGUCUGUAGCUCGGGUUCUAUGGAAUAACUUCUUCUGUGUGUAUGGUUUUCCUGCGUGCAUUCACUCGGAUCAGGGGGCUAAUUUUGAGAGCUCUUUAAUCGCAGAGCUGCUCCUGUUAGCUGGGGUGGAGAAAUCUCACACCACUCCGUACCACCCCAUGGGGAAUGGUCAGGCAGAGAGGAUGAACCGUACUCUGGGAAGUAUGAUUAGAGCCCUACCACCAAGGUCAAAGGUCAAGUGGCCUCAGCUACUCAACAAUCUCACCUUUGUGUACAACUGUACUGUCCACGAGACCACAGGGUUCCCCCCUUUCUUUUUAAUGUAUGGCCGCACUCCUAGGUUACCUGUGGACUUAAUGUUUGAAAGUGUCCUGCUGGACGGGGAUACAGUGGACAUUGACACCUAUGUUUCAUCCUUGGGCAGGGACUUACGGGAGGCCAUGGUCGUAGCUCAGUCUAAUGCGGAGAAGCAGCAACGUAGGCAGACUGAGCUAUAUAAUAGAAGAACUAAAGGGCAACCGGUCAAUGUGGGUGACAGGGUACUGCUGGCCAACAAAGGUGAACGGGGAAAGAAGAAACUGGCAGAUAGAUGGGAGGGAAUAAUUUACACUGUUUUGGCGGUGAAUGCCACCACACACACCUUUAAAAUUAGGAGUCCAGCAGGCAGUGUCAAAACUGUACAUAGAAACCUCAUCAUGCCAGUGAAUUUUUUGCCGCUCCCUGACGCUGGUGAGGAUGACAAACAUCUGUCAUGUUCUGGUGGCAGUGUUAGUGCGGCUGGCAGCUCACAGUCCAGUGGGGAUAGCGCCACUGUUGACAGGACUGUUAGGUGGGUUGCUGGUCUCCCAGGUAGCUCUGACACACACGGUAGUGACAUAGGAGAUUUUGGGUCAGUGACGGUAGACAGAGGGAAUGAUAUGCUUCCGGUCUCAGCUGGAGUGGAAUCAGAGAGGACCUCGGUACCUUCAGCCUGUGAGAGCCCUCUGUGCGCUGUGUCGGAUGAUUGCGCUGAUUCUCUGUCAGUUGACCCUCUCCCAACUGUGAAUUCUACCCACACUGGUGUUACUGCGUCUACUGUCUCACCUGGUCGCCGUAGGAGUGGCGUGCGCACAAGGCGUGGCAGGCUGAUUAAACCUGUGAAUAGACUCAUACAGGUUAUGUCUACGCAGUGGGUGCGGAGUCUUUUUAGAGGAGCUCACUAGAGGUUAUUCACACGUCUCUACUGUGUAUGUAGGCCCUGUAUGUAUUUUUGAUAAGUUUUCUUUCAUAAAGGGUGUAUUUUUUUUUCUUCUCUUCUUUUAAGUCUCUCCUCUCCACACUGUACUUCCCCUGAAGGGGAGGAUCAUACAUGUUCUGUCUAUUGCAUUAGACUGUGCUUGCAGGUUAGGGUAUCCUCUGCUCAUGGGGUGUAUAGGGCACCUCUUCUAAGGUUGGGUUACCUUCCUAGUCCUUUAACGGACGGCUUUCAUCGCUGGUGGACCAGUGGUCCUAUCUAUGGGUUGCACUACCUGCAAUUUAUUUUUCAAUACGGGUUGUUUUCUACUUAUUUCUAUAUUAUAUUGGUCUAUGUAUAGGUAAACCUUUCUGAUUUUUUUAUUUUUUAUUUAUUUUUUUUUGUAUGGCUGAAUAGUUGAAAUUCAGUGAAGUCAGUGGGGGUGAGUGUAGCAGGGUUAAUUAUGCUUCCCUGAAUUUCCCCAUCGUUUCUACAAGUUCUAUGGACAUAUUUUGUAGUUUCCCACGCCUCUGAGGUACAGUAGGUCGUAGGGGGGUGUGGCUUGGGUGUGGCAGGGGUUGGUUCCCGCGCUGAAGACCCCUUAAGUGUUCAUGUAGCCCCCUCCUCUGCCUCUUUUGCUACUGUCCUGAGGCAGAGGUAUGUGGAGUCUUGCAUACAAUACAUCAUAUCUUUUAUAUACUUGUAUUGUGCAUUUUUCACAAAUAACUGUUUUCUGGUGUUGCACACCUUAUAUACGAGUUACGUUUGUUUAAUCACUGUUUUUAUGUUAGCUCGUUACACAAUGCAUAUUACCUCAGUUUUACAUGCUACAGUCUGCUAACGUGGCUGCAGGUGUAGCGGCGUUAACUAGCUAGCUUUCAGACCUUCAUACUGGUGAAUUGACUGAAUGUAUUUAAACGUGGGUUACCUGUUUGAUUGGCAGGAGCUGUGACGCGACUGGCUCGCUCCCUGCCUGAUUUGUGUUUGUUUUGUCAUAUAUUCCAGGUAUGCCAUGUUUGUUUUAUGUACUUUUGUUAUUGUCUUUUCACAUGUACUUGUAUGGCGAUUCACGCAACUGCGUGUCUCGUGGUUUUGCCGCUCUCUUUUGCUACUGUCCUGAGGCAGAGGAGCUGUGACGCGACUGGCUCGCUCCCUGCCUGAUUUGUGUUUGUUUUGUCAUAUAUUCCAGAGAGCAAUAAAUAUUAAAGCAAA
Alosa sapidissima (American shad) is the source of this 8315-nucleotide messenger RNA. RefSeq lists its product as uncharacterized. Bases 2404 to 7092 code for a protein of 1562 amino acids. Lineage: Eukaryota; Metazoa; Chordata; Actinopteri; Clupeiformes; Clupeidae. Gene Ontology annotation, biological process: DNA integration. The transcript has 2 exons. Gene Ontology annotation, molecular function: nucleic acid binding. The record is from RefSeq and is a predicted model, not a curated record.